AUGGAGGUCGCCAAGAAAAGCCCAAUUCUCAGAGUUCUUAUGCUGCCAUGGCUGGCUCAUGGUCAUAUUCUUCCCUUCUUAGAACUUGCUAAACGUUUAGCAACCCGAAAUUUCCGUCUUUACUUGUGUUCUACCCCUGUAAAUCUGAUAUCCAUCAAGAAGAAAAUCUCCGAUAAGUUUUCAAGUUCGAUUCAAUUGGUUGAGCUCCACCUUCCAUCCUCGCCGGAGCUUCCUCCUCACCACCACACCACCAAUGGGUUGCCGCCCCAUCUCAUGGCCCAGCUCAAAAAAGCUUACGAAAUGUCAGCUCCUCAGUUUUCCACUGUUCUAUCCACCCUGCAUCCUGAUUUGGUGAUUUACGAUCUUAAUCAGCCGUGGGCGGCGAAGAUUGCUUCAUCUCACAAUAUCCCGGCGGUUCAGUUCAUUUCUGUUAGUACCUCGUUUGUGUGUUUUUGCCUACACACGACGAAGAAUUCAGGGAAGAAAUUCCCUUACCCUGAAAUUUAUCUCAGGGACUAUGAGAGGUUAUUCAAGCUUCAGGGGAAAACAGAGGUUCAACACAAUGAUGUCAACGGCGGGAGCGUCUUCCUUCAAGCUGUUGAUCGAUCUCAUAAAAGUUUGCUGAUCAAAUCUUUUAGAGAAAUUGAAGGUAAAUUCGUUGAUUUCCUGUCUUCCAUAUCCAACAAAAAGGUAAUCCCGGUUGGCCCUCUGGUACAUGAUCCUACUAAUUCCGACGAAGAAGACGAUGAUCAUCAACCUUCAGAGGAUGAUAGAGAAAUCAUGGCCUGGCUUGACAGGAAGGAAAGAAACUCUGUGGUUUAUGUUUCGUUUGGAAGUGAGUACUACUUGACAAAUGAAGAAAGAAAGGAAAUUGCAAAAGGGCUGGAGCUCAGCAACGUGAAUUUCAUAUGGGUUAUCAGAUUUCCAUUGGGAGAAAAAAUCAGCAUCGAAGAAGCCUUGCCGGAAGGUUUUCUCCACCGGAUUGGACACAGAGGCAAAAUUGUGGAAAGAUGGGCUCCGCAGCCGUUGAAUGCUAGACUGGUGGAAGCGGUCGGAGUCGGCGUGGAAGCCAUUAGAGACGAGGAAGGUAAUCUGCAGAGUGAAGAAAUUGGGAGAGUGAUACGGCAGGUUAUGGUGGAUGAAAAUGGUGAAGAUGUGAGGAGGAAAGCUAAAGAAAUUAGUGAGAAGUUGGAGAGAAAAGGUGAUGAGGAAAUAGAUACACUUGUAGAGGAAUUACUAGGACUUUGUCAGAAAAAUUUGUAUAUUGGUACAAAAUAAACACAAUCUAUACAGUUUGAUUUAUUUUCGCAACACAAACUCAUACUGUUAUUUUGGGACGAAGAAAGUGACAAAUUCUUGAAAAGGGUCAUUUUGAAGGUCUAGUUGGGACUGAUAUUGGCAUGCAGAUAUCAGAAAAUCAAG
Messenger RNA from Oldenlandia corymbosa var. corymbosa, 1422 nucleotides. The record is from the annotation of a GenBank genome assembly. NCBI's taxonomy places the organism in Eukaryota, Viridiplantae, Streptophyta, Magnoliopsida, Gentianales, Rubiaceae.